GGUUCCCGGAAGCAGCCUCGGAGCUGGCAGGCGGGCGCGCGUACGUGCGACCCCGGCGUAAGAGGUUGGGGGGUGUGCCCCGGGCCCGGCGGCUGUCUGCGGGGCUUCCCCCUUGAGGGCCCUCCCGGGCUCCCGGCCCGACUAUGGCGCGCAGCCUCCGGAGCUGGCUGGGCGGCUGCCUCCUGAUGUCAGCAUUAGGAAUGAUUCCACCUCCUGAAAAUGUCAGAAUGAAUUCAGUUAAUUUCAAGAAUAUUCUACGAUGGGAGUCACCUGCUUUUCCCAAGGGGAAUCUGACGUUCACAGCUCAGUACCAAAGUUACAAGAAAUUCCAAGAUAGAUGCACAAGUAUUUUGUCGACGGAAUGCGAUUUCUCAAGUCUUUCCAAGUAUGGUGACCACACCUUGAGAGUCAGGGCUGAAUUUGCUGAUGAGAGUUCAGACUGGAUAAACAUCACCUUCUGUCCUGUGGAUGACACCACUAUCGGACCUCCCAGAAUGCAAGUAGAAGCACUUGCUAAUUCUUUACAUAUGCGUUUCUUUGCCCCAAGAAUCGAGAAUGAACCUGAACCGUGGACCAUGAGGAACAUUUAUAACUCAUGGACUUAUCAUGUGCAAUAUUGGAAAAAUGGCUCUGAUGAAAAGUUUUCAAUUUCUGGUCAGUAUGACUUCGAGUUCCUCCGAAAUCUUGAGUCACAGACAACUUAUUGUGUUCAAGUUCGAGGGUUUCUUCCUGAUCGGGACAAAGCUGGGGAAUGGAGUGAGCCUGUCUGUGAGCAAACAACCAUUGACGAAACCACCCCGUCCUGGAUGGUGGCCAGCAUCCUGGCAGCCUCCAUGUGCGCCGCUCUCCUGCUACUGCUUGGCUGCUUCUUCCUGCUGCGGUGCGUUUACAGGAAGGCCAGGCAUGCCUUCCCCCCGAGGAAUUCUCUUCCACAGCACCUUAAAGAGUUUAUGAGCCACCCUCAUCACAGCACUCUUCUCUUAUUCUCCUUCCCGCUCUCUGAUGAGAAUGAAGUCUUUGACAAACUGAGCGUCAUCACAGAAGUGUCUGAAAGCUGCAAGCCGAACCCUGGGGCCGGCUGCGGUCUCAGGACCUGACAUGGGCAGGGGUCCUUCCAGCUGAUGUCCAAGGAGGGAGCACACUCAGCCGGGCGCAGUGACCCCCUCCUUGUCCUAUCUUCCCACAAGGGCAGUCAGAGAAGCCAGCCAGGGCGGGCCGAGAGCGCCUGAGUAAACCCCAGAUGGAGAGCUCACGCAGACGCCGGGACAGCAUCCACACCACCAAGGAGCUGAACUCCAAAUGCUCAUGUGGCAAAACCUUGGGAACUUGCCACUUUUUAAAGGCCUUAAUGAUUUGAAAAAAAAAUGUUGGCCACUGUGAUUUCCCUGAUGGUCCGUCCCAGUGGUUAAAAGACUCCAUGCUUCCAAUGCAGGGGACACAGGUUUCAUCCUCGGUUGAAAAAGUAAGAUCCCACAUAUCACAUGAUAUGGCCAGAAAAAAGAAAAAGGUUGAGGCUGGCCACCAGAGGUAUGAUUCUCAGUCUUGUGUAUUCACUAAUAUAGAAAGGUUUUAGGGAAUUUCCCGGCAGGCCCAGUGGUUAGGACUCCAUGCUUUCACAGCCGAGGACCGAGGUUCAGUCCCUCGUCAGGGAACUCAGACCUCACAAGCCAUGUGGCAAAAAAACAAAACCACCAAAAAAAAAAAAAGUUUUAAAUGGUUAGAAACAAAAAUAUAUAAAAUGAGGAAGAAAGACCAAGGCACUGGGGAGUCUGAGAGUGCCGACAUUCUGACGGGAGAAAUGGCGUCGACUCAGAAGUUGCUCUCACCAAGCACUGUACAGAGUGCAGACUCUGGAUUCUCAGGGACACUUGGACUGGGUUUAUUUUCCUAUGCGGACACGUUUCGUAUAAUGCUGGUGCUCAAUUAAAGCCUUACUCUCUAUUUAGUCCA
This is a messenger RNA of Capra hircus (goat), 1950 nucleotides long. It is a transcript of the gene IL10RB, whose product is annotated as interleukin 10 receptor subunit beta. Bases 144 to 1097 code for a protein of 317 amino acids. The record is from RefSeq and is a predicted model, not a curated record. The transcript has 7 exons. Gene Ontology annotation, molecular function: interleukin-10 receptor activity; protein binding. Lineage: Eukaryota; Metazoa; Chordata; Mammalia; Artiodactyla; Bovidae.